ACUUAAUGACAGCUCGAGGGUCAGGGCAGCAGCCAAGAGUCCGGCGCUCAGUUGCUUGUUAAAGAUGCUGCGGAACGGGUCUGUUGGGGCCUCCUCGCCUUCCAGUGACGCAGCCGCCGCCGCCGCCCGACCUGUGCGCGUCUGGUGCGACGGAUGCUAUGAUAUGGUGCAUUAUGGACACUCCAACCAGCUGCGCCAGGCUCAUGCAAUGGGGGAUUAUCUUAUUGUGGGAGUCCACACAGAUGAGGAAAUCUCCAAGCAUAAAGGUCCUCCUGUCUUCACACAAGAAGAGAGAUACAAAAUGGUGAAAGCCAUCAAGUGGGUAGAUGAGAUUGUGCCGGGAGCUCCUUAUGUUACAACACUAGAAACUCUGGAUAAAUACAACUGUGACUUCUGUGUACAUGGAAAUGACAUUACACUUACUGUGGAUGGCAAGGACACUUAUGAAGAAGUGAAGAAUGCUGGGAGAUACCGGGAAUGUCAACGCACUCAGGGAGUGUCCACCACAGAUCUGGUUGGCCGUAUGCUGCUCAUGACCAAGGCUCACCACAGUAAUAUUGAUGAAGAUAUGGAUUAUCGGAAGCACAAAGAUAACUUUGGGAAGGGUCCUAAAGGUCACAGCCCCUGGACUGGAGUUUCUCAGUUUCUGCAGACAUCCCAGAAGAUCAUCCAGUUUGCAUCUGGCAAAGAGCCCCAACCAGGGGACACCAUCAUCUAUGUGGCUGGGGCCUUUGACCUCUUCCACAUUGGUCAUGUGGAUUUUCUGGAGAAAGUGCCCAAGUUGGCAGAGCGACCAUAUAUCAUUGUGGGGCUGCAUUUUGACCAGGAGGUGAAUCUAUACAAAGGCAAGAAUUAUCCCAUCAUGAAUGUGCAUGAACGAACUCUCAGUGUUCUGGCUUGCAGGUAUGUUUCUGAGGUGGUGAUUGGAGCACCUUAUGCAGUCUCUGCUGAUCUGCUGGAUCAUUUUAAGGUUGAUCUUGUAUGCCAUGGGAUGACUGAGGUGGUACCAGACAGGGAUGGGUCAGACCCAUAUGAGGAACCUAAGAGACGUGGUAUCUUCAGGCUGGUGGACAGUGGCAACAACCUCACCACAGAUCUGAUAGUGGAACGAAUAAUUAAGAACAGGUUGGAGUUUGAAGCCCGAAACCAGAAGAAAGAAGCAAAGGAACUGGCUGUGCUGGAAGCCAUGCAAAGAAGAGAGGAGGCCAAACAGAAGGCAGCUGUACCAGGCCAGGAAGACCAUGAGAGCUAACAUGGGGAGGAGUGCGGCAGAAUCCUCCCCUCCUGCAGCUGCAAAAUUUUCCUGGAGGACAGGAUACAGCUGCCAGGAGCAGUAAGGCCUGUGGUCAUAAUCCUCCUGGUUUCCAGUGCACCAACUGCAUUUGGGUAUCCAGGGUGCUGCUGCUAGUCAGCCCAGGCCAACUUCCCAUUGGAAGAUUUUUAACAUUUUCCUCCCAAUAACAGUUUUUAAAUCCAAUUAAGAUAACACUGUGUGGUUUUACCUUCUGACAUAUCGGAGCUGGGGAGUGGGGUCAUCUCUGCUCAUCUUUUUGACUCUUUACCUUUUACAGCAUCCCUCUAAUUUCUGUCUGUCAGAGACAAUUUGGUAACCUUUAAAGUUGUCCUUCCUGGCCUGGCUCAUUGCCUAAAGCACUGGUGGGGUACUCACUGGUGUUGGGCCAGAUGCCCUUGGGCAUUUACUGGAUACAAAGAGAAAAAGCAGUUUAGAGCCAGUCCACUACGGUUUCCACUGCCUUGCAUUUGGUACGUUUCCAGCCUGUUACCAUGGAUGGAGAUUAGACAGCUCCAGGCUUCCCCACUGACAGACUGCGUCCUGCCUCUUCUGCACUCAGGCCAUGUUUGUUGAUUAGGUUGUCAGCUAAGCAACAGAAGGAUGGGGCUAAACUGCCAUAUAUUGCCACAGCGUUAAAAGUUUGGUAUAAAUAUUCUGGAGAUCUCACUGGGGCUAGAGCUGCUUCCUACAGCCUUGAUACAGUGGGCACCUGACACUCUUCCACACUGGCCUUGGCAUUCUUUCAUAGUGGGACUGAGCUCAGCACACUAUCCAUAAUAUUUAAAUGCUUUGUACUACCAAGCUGGAUGUCAUUUGACUGAGGCCCCCCUUUUCAUACAUUGCAGGGAGCACAUUGGGGUUAUGUGUGAAGAUCAAGUUGUUUUGUUCUCUGGCAAGCUUUUUUCUAUCAAUCUUGUAUAUUUUAAGCAGUGGAAAUUAAUAAAAGGUUGAUAACUUGUGUCUCAGUAACGAUUAUUAACUUGAGAAGGAUUAAGAAGAUGACUUUUAGUCUAACCAUCUGAGAAAGAUGAGGGUUCCUAGGAAAGAGAGUUGUCUGUAUUUGUGAUACACUAACUGGUGACUAGGCUUCCGCUUCCAUUUGGGGGGUGAAAUGUGGUGGUGUUUCGUUGUCAUGUCUGUGAGGCAGGUCUCUGAACUAAUCCCCAGGUAGUGUGACAUCUCCUACAGGAUUUUUUACUAGUAUCAGUCAGCACAGAAAGUACCUGUCAUUACAGAGACAGUUUAAUCUUUAAGGUGAGCACAGAGGAGUUUUCUAGGGAUAACCCUUUACCAGAGAAAGGGAAUCAACAAAAGUGGCCAGAUUCUCUUCUACGGGGGAAGAGGAAAGAAUCAGAAUCCCAGGUCAAGCCUAUAAUGGCUGGGGUCUUAACAAGAUCAGAGAGGAGAGCAAUUUCCCAAAAAUAUUUACUUAACUGAACUGCAGAGGACAGCAAAUUUGGUUGUCACAGAGUUUAUUUUUAUUUACUUAAUCUGAGAGUUGGAAGGGACCUCCAGGGGCAUCUAGUCCACCCCUGCCAAUGCAGGAAUUAGUUAUAAUAUUCCUGACAAACAGGUGUCCAAUUGAUACUUAAAAACUUCCAGUGAUGAAGAAUCUACCACUUCACGAGGGAGACUGUUCCAGUGUCAAACAUACUGCACCAUAAGAAAAUUCUUCUUCAAAUUUAAAUGAACCAUCCUUUGCUGUAGUUUAUAUCUAUUAGUCUGAGUCCUGUCAUCCAACACAACUGAGAACACAGCCAUCCCUUUACCCUUCACAUUGCAACCCUGUAGGUAUUGGAAGGCGGUAAACCUAUCAGGUUGCAAGCAUUUCUUCUCCAACAUAAAUUCCCAACUCCCAUAGGACACAGUCUCCAAACCCUUCAUCAGUUUUGUCGCCCUACACUGGACUCUUUCCAGCUUAUCGACAUCCUUCUUAAACUGUGGUGCCCAAAACUGAACACAGUACUUCAGGUGAAGGCUAAUCAAGGCAGUGUACAAAGGCAGGAAUACCUCACUAUUUGCUAAUGCAGCCUAAAAUCACAUUAGCCUUUUUUACCAGUUCAUCACACUGUGAUCCAUUAAAACCCCAAAUCCUUGUCAUGGGUCAUUCUACCCAGCCAGGUUUCAUUCAUUCAAUAUUUAUAUGAUUUUUAUUACCCAAGCGCAACACUUUACACUUGUUCCUAUCAAAAUGCAUUUUAUUUGCCUGGGCCCAAUCCUCCAUCCUAUCCAAGUCCAGCUGCAUCCUAUUCCUAUCUCCCAAAGUAUCAACUACCUCACCUACUUUAGUAUCAUCUGCAAACCUGAUGAGUGCAUUCUGUAUUCCCUCAUCUAAGUCAUUUAUAAAGAUGUUAAACAUUGCUGGGCCCAAAACAGAACCCUGAGGCACCCUACUAGUCAUGUCCCACGAACUAUCACCCCUUGAGUACAAUCUACCAACCAGGCCUUGAUCCACCUCACAGUAAGAGGGUCUCGAAUCCAUAUCUCACCAACUUCUCCACAAGAACAUCAUGUGGCAUCAUGUCAAAAGCUUUGCUAAAAUCCCAACAGACCUCAUCCAGAGCAUUUCACUGAUCUACCAAACCAGUAACUUUAUCAAAAAAAGAAAUCAGAUUGAUCUGACAGAACUUACUCCUAAGAAAGCCAUGCUGAAAUUUAAUGAUGAAGCCAUAUCUCUGCAAAUGUUCACAAAUAGACCCCUUAAUAAUCUGUUCUAAAAUCUUCCCCGGUAACAAUGUCAAAAUAACUGGCCAAUAAUUCACCUUUUCCCUUUCUUAAAAACAGACACAUUACCGUUUUCCAGUUCCAUAGUACCUCCUCCGUCCUAUAAGAUUUUUCAAAAAUUAGAGAAAGAUUUCUUAUAACACUCUUGGAUCCACAAAAAUGGAUACAGUAUGUAAUGGAACAUAUUGAAGAAUUUGGCCCCUUUUCAGGAUAUAAAGUAAACAGAAGACAAAAAUUAUAACAAAAUUCUAAACACAACAAGAAGAUGGAAUUAUUGGCCGAAUCUGCAUACACAAUUAGAAUCAGCCCCAUGCUGCUGUUAAGUAUGGUUGUUUAAAGAUGCUACUGUUCUAGUUUCAAGUUAGCAUUGAUUGAUUAUAUAGCAGCCACUGAUUCUAUUAAAUAUCUGAGGAUAAAUGUGACUGGAAAAAACUGUUAUCUCUUCAGAAAUAACUAUCAGAAUACCUGGAAAUUGAUACAAGCAGAAGGGGAAA
Molecule: messenger RNA, 4512 nt
Organism: Gekko japonicus
Lineage: Eukaryota; Metazoa; Chordata; Lepidosauria; Squamata; Gekkonidae
Gene: PCYT2
Product: phosphate cytidylyltransferase 2, ethanolamine
Exons: 13
Coding region: 65-1252 (395 amino acids)
Biological process (GO): phosphatidylethanolamine biosynthetic process
Cellular component (GO): cytoplasm
Molecular function (GO): ethanolamine-phosphate cytidylyltransferase activity
Source: RefSeq, a predicted model, not a curated record